UUUGUAUCUAGCCCGUUGUGGAUAGCUUCUAAACACUGGCGUCAUCAUGGGUCACUUCAAUGCGAAUUACCGUCUGACCUCAAGACAAAUCGAACAUGAUCAUACCUGUACACAUCAACACGUCAUGACACUACGCCUUUUCUGCAUAAGAUCGGUGCCGCGAAUGCGCUCUUUGCACCCAUAUUUACGAGCGUAUCACAUCAGUCCUGAUUGAUACCAAUCAAUGAAGCUCCUCUCCUCCACCCUACGCUUGUCAGUAUUCACAAUUACACACAAACCACUUUCCUGCACAAGAGCUUCCUUCAAACCACGUUUGUACAGCUCUCUACCCACCAUGCAGUCCAUCAAGAACACCGUCGCCGAGAAUCUGGGCAAAUACACACCCAUGGACACUCAUGGCCUCGCCCCAGGAGACAGCCAAUUUUCGCUCGAGCAGGUCCCUGAUCUGACGGGGAAGGUUGCCAUUGUCACGGGCGGUUCAGAAGGCAUAGGAUAUGGCGUGACACAUACCCUCCUCACCCACAACAUUUCCAAGCUCUUUGUCGUCUGCCUAGAGCCGGGCAUCGCAGAGGACGCGACCAAGGCCAUCGAGAAGGAGAUGGGCGCAGCAACAGCCAAGAAGGUCGAGUGGCUCCAGUGCGACCUGAGUGAUUGGGAGCAGACAGGCAAAGUCGCUUUCAAAAUAAGCGACAUGACCGACCGCAUCGACAUCUUGAUUAACGGCGCCGCACGAGGCAUCAUGACCGUGCAACGAAACAAAAGCGACAUCGACCUCCACAUGGCGACGAACCACAUCGGCCACGUCGUGCUGACCUCACAUCUCCUGCCCGUUCUCAAGAAGACAGCGGAGAACGGUCACACCGUCCGCAUCGUCAAUAUCGCCUCCAACCUGCACGAGCAGACGCUCCAGGAAACGCAAUUCGAAAGUAUCGAGGAGCUCAACCGGGACUAUGGCCCACAGGCACAAUACGGCCGCACGAAACUCGCAUCCAUCCUCUACUCAAAAUACCUCGCGCGCAACCUCACCUCUGAAUUCCCAAACAUCCUCGCUAACGCAACACACCCCGGCAUCGUAGACACGCGGCAAACGACGGAGCACGUGCACGAGGCGUGGCCCUUCUUCGGGUUCGCGAUGAGCGUGGGCAUGCACCCCUUCAAGAAAUCGCAAUUUGAGGGCGCGGUAUCGACCAUGUAUGCGGCGACGAUGACGGAGAAGAGCGGACAGUAUAUUGCGCCGCCGGCGAUUGUGGAGCAGGGCAGCGACAAGGCGAAUGAUGAUGCAUUAGCGGAUCGGCUGAUGGAUUUGACGUGGAAGGUGGUGAAGGAGAGGACGAAGAGCCAGUCGGCGGAUAAGGGGUGUCCGUUUGAGGAGUCGUAGGUUGGUGUAGCAUAGAUACGAUAUUAACGAAGUCUUGUUCUGUAGAUUCACUCAUAAAUGUACGGGUAUAUUCUGUAAGCAUAAGAGGCUUGCACGUGUCUUCGAGGAC
Molecule: messenger RNA, 1487 nt
Organism: Paraphaeosphaeria sporulosa
Lineage: Eukaryota; Fungi; Ascomycota; Dothideomycetes; Pleosporales; Didymosphaeriaceae
Product: NAD(P)-binding protein
Exons: 1
Coding region: 335-1378 (347 amino acids)
Source: RefSeq, a predicted model, not a curated record